This is a messenger RNA of Fusarium proliferatum ET1, 735 nucleotides long. RefSeq lists its product as uncharacterized. Gene Ontology annotation, biological process: secondary metabolite biosynthetic process; fatty acid biosynthetic process. The transcript has 3 exons. The record is from RefSeq and is a predicted model, not a curated record. The coding region runs from base 1 to 735 and encodes 244 amino acids. NCBI's taxonomy places the organism in Eukaryota, Fungi, Ascomycota, Sordariomycetes, Hypocreales, Nectriaceae. Gene Ontology annotation, molecular function: fatty acid synthase activity.
AUGAACACCAAGGAGUCCCUCCAGGGAGGAGUAUACGCUACCACUGGAGGCACAGAUAUCAUGAUGGCCAAUCGCACUUCCUACGAGUUUGACUUUCAAGGACCCAGACACUCUCUCGGUCUUCCCGCAUCUGUACUCUCAAUAUGUGGUGUCGAAGACAUCGGAUACGUGGCAGAGAAUCCGUCAGCACUUCGCAGCAUUAAACUCCAGGGCCUCCACUUCGUGAGAGAAAGGGAGUUCCUCGAAAAUGUAGAGGCUUCACUGUUUAUCUCGACACCAAGCGGCCGGAUCUCUACCAGCGAUGGUUUCGAAGAUCUCUUGUCAGGUGAGCUGUCGCCAUGGAAGAACAAUGGGCAUAUUGUUGUGGGCUUGAGAUCUGAUCUUCACCUCGACGACCCCAAGAAUCCUACCAAUUGGCGCCGUGAUCGGCGAAUGGGCGCAUAUCACAACCUUCCAACUGGAGCUGUAUCUCAAAGGCAAGGCGAGGGUAGUCUACUCAAGAUCUUCCUCCAGGGCGUCAGUGAGGGAGAGGCCAUUGCAACACUAGCAAAAGAAGAGUCUAUUGACUUUGUAUCCAUGGAGAUCGGGAAAAAGGUCAACGAGUUUCUUCUCAGGCCAGAUGCACCUGUUGAUCCUAACCUCAAACUAUCCGAGAUGGGGAUUGACUCACUUACCGCGAUUGAACUGCGGCGCUGGUUUGGUCAAGUAUUUAGAUUACAGGAUAUCUUUAGCUGA